GUACGCCUCUGGCACCAAAAUCGGCCAGCGGGCAGUACACUAGUUGCUCUUGAAGCUCCAGGAACGGCCAGAACAUCGUCUAAAGCUUUAGUGACAGAUCAAUAGAUACGCUAAACAGUCGCGUGAGGGGACGCGCAGUAAGCGAUGGCGACGCUCCCUCCUACAAGCCAGCCGAGCGCCAAGCAGCCGCCUACGUCUAUGAGCGGCCACGGCUUCCUGUCGUCUCCGCAAGCCUCCGACUACCUGCCGUCUAUCUCGCCUACCGUAGUCUACUCGACGGCUCAAACGGCGUGGACGCCGCAGGAGCUACAGACGCUGCACGCCGGUCUCACGCAGUUCCCGGCCGACCAGUUCGAUAAUGUCACGCGCUACAUUAAGAUCGCCGCCACGUUGCCUCGGAAAUGCGUGCGGGACGUGGCCUUUAAGGUCAAGGCGCUGGGAUAUCCUAGCGGCCAGCCUACAGCCACCAAACGCAUGAAGAUCGAGCCGUACCACGACUCCAACCAGUCGUCAGCUACGGCUGAACUGGAGGAAGCGCGACUCGCAGCGCUACUGCAGGAUAACGUACUGGCCAUCAACACGAUGCGCACGAAUCUACUGAACGGCAAAGCCGACGAGAACCGCGCGCAGAUGCUCAAAUUCCGCGAAAACUGCGAAACGGUGCUCUCAGCUCUUGGAGGCAUCUGUACGUCCAUUCCACCGUUGCCACUACAACUCGACACGUCGUUGUUAGAAGACAACGAGGAUAGCAAAACAAAUAGCAAUGGCAGCAAGAAGAACCAGUAGGAACCAAGUAUACUUGCUCCACAUACCUGGUAUUUGCUGCACUAUCUACCAUAUCC
Messenger RNA from Phytophthora nicotianae INRA-310, 842 nucleotides. RefSeq lists its product as hypothetical. The record is from RefSeq and is a predicted model, not a curated record. NCBI's taxonomy places the organism in Eukaryota, Oomycota, Peronosporomycetes, Peronosporales, Peronosporaceae. The transcript is spliced from 2 exons. Bases 145 to 786 code for a protein of 213 amino acids.